Messenger RNA from Rhea pennata, 2852 nucleotides. It is a transcript of the gene EHD2, whose product is annotated as EH domain containing 2. Gene Ontology annotation, molecular function: GTP binding; cadherin binding; calcium ion binding. The transcript is spliced from 5 exons. The record is from RefSeq and is a predicted model, not a curated record. Gene Ontology annotation, biological process: endocytic recycling; protein localization to plasma membrane; cilium assembly. The coding region runs from base 1085 to 2719 and encodes 544 amino acids. Gene Ontology annotation, cellular component: early endosome; recycling endosome membrane; perinuclear region of cytoplasm. Lineage: Eukaryota; Metazoa; Chordata; Aves; Rheiformes; Rheidae.
CGUCCCGGCUCCGGCUCCGGCUCCGGCUCUUCCCCCCCUUCCCGCCGCUAAUUUAUGCUAAUAUAUUCCGCUCGUCCCGGCCCUUUUCUGCCGGCCGCCUCCGGCCCCGCGUCAGAGGAGCAGCGGGAUCCCGCCCGGCCCGGCCCGGCCUCUCCUCCCUCCCAGCGCGGGGAAAACCGAGGGCAAGAAAAGAGGGGAAAAAAGAAAGAAAAGUCGCAUCGCCCCGAGGAAGCGGUUUUUUCUUCGGAAGCGCCGGCAGCGGCUCCGUCCGCCGGGAUCGCGGUGCCGCCGCGGCCGCUCCGGGAAGGGGAAACCGCCGCCGGGGAGCGACUUCGGCUCCCGCCGCCCGCGCGGAGCCGCGGGAACCGCCCCAGCCGCAUUCCCACGCUCCGCGGCCGCCGGAGCCGCCGGAGCCAUUAGAGCCUCCAGAGACCCCGGAGCCGUCGGAGCCCCCAGAGCCCUUGGAGCUGCCAGAGCCAUCGGAGCCGUCGCAGCCCCAAAGCCACCGCUCGCUGCCGGAGCCGUCGCAGCCUCCGGAGCCCUCGGAGCCGUCGGAGCCUCCAGAGCCGUCACAGCCCCAUAGCCACUGAUCACCGCCGGAGUCUCCGGAGCCCUCGGAGCCGUCACAGCCCCACAGCCACUGAUCACCGCCGGAGUCUCCGGAGCCCUCGGAGCCUCCGGAGCCCUCGGAGCCAUCAGAGCCGUCACAGCCCCAAAGCCACCGCUCGCUGCCGGAGCCUCCGGAGCUGCUGGAGCCCUCGGAGCCUCCAGAGCCGUCGCAGCCCCACAGCCACUGAACACCGCCAGAGUCUCCGGAGCCGUCGGAGCCUCCGGAGCCACCACGGCCCCGCAGCCGCCGCUCGCUCCUGAAGCCACCGGAGCCACCGAAGCCAUUGGAGCACCCGGAGCCACCACGGCCCCGCAGCCGCCGUUCGCUCCCGAAGCCGCCGGAGACCCCGAAGCCAUCGGAGGCCCCGGAGCCGCCGGAGCUGCCGGAGGCGCCGGAGCCGCCGCCGCACACGCGCCGCAGCCCGGGGAAGCGCCGGGGCCGGGCCGCGGCGGACGCAGCCGCCGCCGCGCCGCCAUGUUCAGCUGGAUGAAGAAGCAGGAGAAGAAGAAGGCGGCGGAGCCGGAGGUGAUCCGCACCGUCACCGAGGGCCUCAAGGAGCUCUAUAGGAAGAAGCUGCUGCCCGUGGAGGAGUUUUACCGCUUCCACGAGUUCCACUCGCCGGCGCUGGAGGACGCCGACUUCGACAGCAAGCCCAUGGUGCUGGUGGUGGGCCAGUACUCCACGGGCAAGACCACGUUCAUCCGGUACCUGCUGGAGCAGGACAUCCCCGGCAGCCGCGUGGGGCCCGAGCCCACCACCGACUCCUUCGUGGCCGUGAUGCACGGCGAGACCGAGGGCGUCACGCCGGGCAACGCGCUCAUCGUCGACCCCAAGAAGCCCUUCCGCAAGCUCAACCCCUUCGGCACCGCCUUCCUCAACCGGUUCAUGUGCGCCCACCUGCCCAACCAGGUGCUGGAGAGCAUCAGCCUCAUCGACACGCCGGGGAUCCUCUCCGGGGCGAAGCAGCGCGUGAGCCGGGGCUACGACUUCGCGGCCGUGCUGCAGUGGUUCGCCGAGCGCGUCGACCUCAUCAUCCUGCUCUUCGACGCGCACAAGCUGGAGAUCUCGGACGAGUUCUCGGAGGCCAUCCGAGCCCUCAAGGGCAACGAGGACAAGAUCCGGGUGGUCCUGAACAAGGCCGACAUGGUGGAGACGCAGCAGCUGAUGCGGGUCUACGGGGCGCUGAUGUGGUCCCUGGGGAAGGUGUUCGACACCCCCGAGGUGCUGCGCGUCUUCAUCGGCUCCUUCUGGGCCGAGCCGCUGCUCGUCUCCGACAACCGGCGGCUCUUCGAGCUCGAGGAGCAGGACUUGUUCCAGGACAUCCAGAACCUGCCCCGCAACUCGGCCCUGAGGAAGCUCAACGACCUGGUGAAGCGAGCGCGGCAGGUCCGGGUGCACGCCCACAUCAUGGGCCACCUCAAGAAGGAGAUGCCGUCCGUCUUCGGCAAGGACAACAAGAAGAAGCAGCUCAUCGCCAAGCUGCCCCUCAUCUUCGCCAAGAUCCAGCUGGAGCACCGCAUCCCGCCCGGAGACUUCCCCGACUGCGCCCGCAUGCAGGAGCUGCUGCUGGCGCACGACUUCGGGAAGCUGCGGGGGCCCAAGGGCCGGAUGCUGGAGGCGCUGGAGGAGCUGCUGGGCGCCGAGGCGGCGGCGCUGGUGCCGCUGCUGCAGCGCGAGGAGCUGGCGGCGCCCGAGGCCGGCGUGCAGGGAGGCGCCUUCGAGGGCGCCCGGCGCGGCCCCUUCGCCGAGGCCGGCGAGGCCGGCGGCGCGGCGGCGGACGAGGCCGACGCCGAGGACGAGGACGCCUGGGUGGUCACCAAGGACAAGCCCAAGUACGACGAGAUCUUCUACACGCUGUCGCCGCUGGACGGGAAGCUGAGCGGGCGCAAGGCGCGCAGCUGGAUGGUGAGCACGCGGCUGCCCAACUCGGUGCUGGGCCGCAUCUGGCAGCUCAGCGACGUGGACCGCGACGGCAUGCUCGACCACGAGGAGUUCGCGCUCGCCAGCCACCUCAUCGGCGCCAAGCUCGAGGGCCGCGGGCUGCCCGCCGACCUGCCCCCGCACCUGGUGCCGCCCUCCAAGCGGCGCCCCAAGGGCUCCGCCGAGUGAGGGGGGGGGGGACCCCCCCCUUGGGAGCGGGACCCCCCCCUCGGGAGUGGGAACCCCCCUCGGGAGUGGGAACCCCCCCCCCGGGAGCGGGACCCCCCACUCGGGAGUGGGAACCCCCCUCGGGAGCGGGACC